Messenger RNA from Amoebophrya sp. A120, 5258 nucleotides. Lineage: Eukaryota; Dinophyceae; Syndiniales; Amoebophryaceae. The record is from the annotation of a GenBank genome assembly.
AGGUCCCUCCUGCCAACUGCCUCCCUAUUGUUGUAGUAUGACUUCCAUUUAUUUCUGUGUAAUCAAAGUUGAGUUUAUAGUUGACGAUAUCAGUACUGUUUCUCGAACCUCGAACUUCUCACUUCACGCCUGCGCCCUACACGCACCUUUACGCAUAUUUCUUUGCUUUUCUUUCUUUACUUACCCCAAACCUCCACGAUCACUAGAAACUACUUGACAGGGAGAACAUCAUCGAGUUUUGAACUUGAAGUCGGACGAUAAUGGUAUUCCUUGUCGACAAGACUGCUGCACGCUUUCAAGGAUAAAGCAACCUUUUGGCAAUAGAAAUACCCAACAAGAAUGGGCGGCACUCUUUCCGCCUUCGAGAAAGACGCGGACAAUGUUCUGCCGGAGCGUCCUAUCGCGUCCGCCAUUCGGGCGUCCAUUUACAGCUAUACAAAGUCCAUGGAAGAGGACGGGGCGGUCUACUACAACAUCCAUCUGGUGGUGCCCGAUGGAGGUUCGCAGCAACGGGUUUUUACCACGUUCGGGGGCAGGGCAGCUGCAGGUAGUUCUGCUUCCUCUGGUAGUGGGUCAUUUUCAACCUCGUCCGCAGGAGUAGGGCAAGGACACCGUAGUGCUCCUCCUUCUGGCGCAAGCGUUCUCCCGGGCGUUAACGGCUGCUUCGCCGCGCUCUCAGUGCCCUGCAGCGACAGUUACAACGGCCAGACGCAGCACAGAAGGAGCCCUGCAGCUGCUGUUUCAGGAGCGCACAACACGGCUAUAUCUUCACCGGGGUUGUCGACGAAUGCCGCAGGAGCCUCGAGGACGGUAUCAAAUAGAGCCACUACAGGAGCAUCUUCCUCACGAGAACCUGGAGGCCCCGCGGCGUCGCCCUCUAGUUCGGUCAGCAAAACCACUUGCGUUACGCCCUUUACAUCCGAUGUUUCGCUUUACCGCGAGCAGUUUCAGCAGAUCGAGGGCCAGCACAAGUGGGUGGUGUCCAGACGGUUUUCGCAGUUUUACGAGCUCUACGAGCAGCUCCGAUUCAAGUACACGCUGAACCAUUUUCCGUCGAAGUUGUUCCAGUUCGACCUGGAGCAGAGGCGCCGCGAGCUGGAGAUUUUUCUCAACCAAGUGCUGCACCUCGACUGCGACCCCAUGCCGAAAACGCAAGUCGUCCGGGAAUUCGUGGCGCCGCCGAUCCAUAUCCUUUGCAAAUAAAGUAUCGGUAAAAAGAAAAAGCACGUAUUUGUGAAGGCGAGAUGCGCUUUGCAAAUUUCAUUUGGAUUUCUAUUGCAUAAGAUAAAAAUUCGCAAAAUACAUAUUGAACUAAGUACUCCUUCGAGUGUUUACUGCGUAUACGGUUUGUAUGAGUCGAAGCCAAAGCGAGCUCGAAAUAAAAAUGUAAAUGAAUUGUGCGUGAGUAUCUACUAUUCGAGACUUUUGCACAGGAUGGUCCAAGUGCAACUGCAGUCCUGGAUGAGCGCGACAGUCGGGGUCCCGCGGCGCCCACCCUUGAGCUUGCUGGAGCAGCGAUUAGAGCAGCAGGCGGCGACGCCGCCGACCACGUAUGGCACUUCGAAUUCGAACGCCUACACGCCACCCGAGAUCUCGCCACCGCUGACGGAGCGCUCGGGAAUGCAGGCGGAGGGCGAGAUGUUUCCGGAUAGCCCCCCACCGUCCGUGCUGCGGCUGCAGGUGGACCAAGGAGGUGCGGAUGUUGUUGUCUCAGCACACGAACUACUUCUUCCAAAUGGUAACACCCACACGCAAAUGAAUUUGCAGUCUCCGAAAAGAAGGAGCACUGCAGCUGUACUACCAGCCGGGGGCAGGAGCAGCAAUGAGGAACACCUUCAACCAACGCAGCGGCACAACAUCAGCGGCACACUAAGGGGCCCUCCUGGUGCCCCAACCAAGACCCUUUCCUCCACGCAUUCCAGUACCAAAUCGCCGUCCGGCUGCCUCCCUCCCUGCGCGGACUUUGGCGGCACCCAGCCGGACGCGUUGCUGCAGCGCGCGCGGGGGUCCGACGCGAAUCUGUCGGAGACGCAUGUUUUGAUCAACGGCAUGGAUACGCAGCUCCUGGCGUACCUCUUCACGUUCCUCCCACCCUCCCUGGUCGCGAAAUCCAUGCCCCGCGUCUGCACGGCGUUUUGGCUCGCCAGCUUCAGUCCCGGGUUGUGGCAGGAAAAGGGCAUUUCCUACACGCACACCCACGCGCCAGUCGAGCACAAGCUGUCCGGCUUUUACCGGCUGCUGUCCCACACCGGACAGAAUUUGCGGAAGUUCCGUUUCCGCUGCCUCGUUGGAAACGAGAAACUGGUCGAGCCGCUGCCCUUUCACAUCCAGUUCCUCCGUCUCCAAACGGUUUACCUGCAGACCAGAACGACCCAGGGGAUUGAUUUGUUGUCGCAAUUUUUGGAGGCCGUCGCGGAUGUGACGAGCUUGCGGUGUUUGACGCUCGACGUCCCCUUUUCGACCAAAUUACUGAAAGAUCUGCACGCGCUGUUGCUGCUGAACUCCUUCAUGAGCAGCGGUGGUGGUUCUAGCGGCGAAGGUGGGCAGCUACUUCCUGGUGGCGCACGACCGACACAUGGAAAUGAUCCAAAUUUUCUCGGUUCGGAUUUGGUUGGAGGAACUUCUGGCUUCAACCUGCAGGAAUUGCACCUCCUAUUCCGCCCCGCAGUGGAGCUAGACGAGCUGGAUUUUGCGAGUUUGGAAAUCCCGCAAGAGCCUCUAAUCGAAUGGCUUUUCAAGGAGCCGCCGCCCCAAUCGAGCAGUGACGAAGAACAGUCGCCAGGAAACGCGAGCGACGGCUCGUUGCGGCGCAAAAAGCGCAUGGAAGUCCAGAACAGAGGAAAGGGGCAGGGUGCAACUACCUUUAGGCAAAUACCUGCGAGCAGUUCGACUUCAAUACCAAUAUCAACUCUCGAGCAGCGGCAGGGACGAGAGGGUGCUGCGGCUGAAGAUGUUAGGAACAAAGACGAUGUACUAGUUGCAGCCGACAAUUUGGAUGACGCGGACGCCCUGGAAGUAGUUGAGCAGAAAGCCAAGCAGGAGCCUCCAGAUCGCGUUAUUCCGAACAAAGAGAUUGUGAUGCAGGGUCUGUCCAUGGCCAACGCCGACCGGUAUUUCGUAGACGAGUUUAGCGUGCCGAUGAGGCGAGACAGCACAUCAAGCCAAAUGAAGAGCACGUCAGGCAAAAGGAAAAAGCCGCCAAAGUACUUUACGACGUUGAAGAAGUUUUCUCUCUGUCUCCCGCCGGAAUUCCACAACACAGGGCUACGAAGAGAACUCCGCGAACUCGGGCAAAACCCGGCGUACUGGGACGAACUGCUCCGGCUCCCGUACGUGAGCCCCAUUCUCCGGAAAGUCAACACCUUCUUUCCCAAUUUAACCCACGUGGAGCUGGAUUUUCUCACGGAAAACCUGAUUUGGUGCCUGCGCAACCCCGUGGCAGUGCCAAGUCCCGGAGGCGGGGGUCUGGCCGGAGGUAUUAGCGGGACAACAGAAGAAACGUUCCAGCGACAAGCGACAACGAAUUUUGCCGACCAGCAGUUCCUUCCCAACAUUGUCAGUUUUACCAUCCGCGGAAAUUUGAUGCGCGUGAAACACGUCAAGGAUCAGCUGUUCAACUUGCUUUUACGGAAAUUGGGGAAGACCUUGAAGAUUUUCAAAUUUCUUCCCGAAGUAUCAAAUGUAAAAAUGUCUGGGUCUGGAAGAAUGCGCAAUUUGUCAUGCAGCUUUUCCAUGACCCACGAAGCCUGGAAUGCAGGACCUAGCAUGACAGAUUCUGCGCAAUCUCUCUCAUGCCUAUCCUGCAUGAGAAACUCCCUCCCGACUUGGUCAAAACUGGACGACUUUUGGUAAUCACGCAACACUGAUUUUGAUUUUUGCAUGCUUCAGAUUUAGCAUGACAAGUUGCAUUCUUCCAGACCCAGACAUUUUUACAUUUGAUACGAAGCGGAGCUGUGCUACCUCGACAUGUACAAGGGCAUGGUGUUCGGUUAUCAAAUGCAAAAAUGUCUGGGUCUGGAAGAAUACAAGCUUGUGAUGCGCAUUUCAGAAGACAGAAAAAUCUCUCAUGCAUGGGUGGCAAAAGCUGCCCACUUUCUGUCACCAAAGUGGGGGAUUUGUCAUGCCGAUUCGGCAUUGCGGAAGCUUCUCGAAACCUGUAAUGCUAGAGCUUCCAUGGCAGAUGACCUUCUUUGUCAUGCAAAAACAGCAUGACUCUUCCAGACCCAGACACUUUUACAUUUGAUAUAGGUCAUUCCUACGCAAAUUUGGCGGACGAACUGCGGGGCCGCCAAGAGCUGCAGCAUUUGGAAGUUGACUGGAUUUAUUUCAACACUAACGCGCUGCGGGCGAUCGGAAAUUUCUGCGGGCAAAGCUUGGAAAUCCGUAUUUUUACAGCAAAAGUGUAGUUUUUUGCUUUUUUCUUUUUUUCUCCUGUACGUGUGAUAUGCGGUCUCAAUCUACUCUUUUGCAGUGUAGCUGAAAGGUCCUUGCCAAGAGUGACGGCGAACACUUUUUGCACGUUUCACGACGUGAAGGGUAAGAAAUAUGGAUCCAUGAAAAACCACGAAAACACUCAAAACUCCCAGUCCGCCUGAACAGCUGCGAGCACCUGGUUGACGAGAGCAUCGAGCUCCUGAUGCACACGUUGCCGAACAUCAAACUGCUCCGUCUCCGGAGCAGCAACGGACUCACCGAUCUGACGCUGCAAACGCUAUGCCAGUGGGCGGAGAACAGCGGAAACCUGUUUCUGGAAUUAGAACCCUCCUACUUCCACUCCGCGUUUAUGAUUGCGCAGCUGCAGAACAUCAUGAAUGGGCAAACGCACAGUUCUGACGCAAGUUGGCAAAUCGCACAGGCGCUCUUCAACACGAAUAUCGAGGGGUCGGGAAGGGUCAUGCGUCCAGAAGUGCCACGGUUGAAGCUGUUGCAAGACAAGUUAGAUGGUUACCGGUCGAACAAAAAUUGGAAAGCGCGUGCAUGUGAUUUGACGCAUUUUGACAGAUAGAUUAGGAGACGCGAUGUCUUCGUGUCCUCCCAUAAUGAUGAGGAUGUGUGCGAGAAAGGUGGUUUUUCUUAAGCUUCGUUUCGCGCAAAGGAAACGGAAAAAGAACUACUGAAAGCUAGUGCUCGCAUCAAUGUUUGUUUCGAAAGUCCUAGAAAAAGACACUUAGUUACCGCUUUGAAAUCUCCGCCAGGUGAAGUCAGCGACUGAGGAGGGAGUGCUUGUGCUGAUGCUCCAUUUUUUACAGGUAUUGAAG